GGCGUGAAAAUAUCCCAUCGGAGCAAGGAUAUAUCCUCCCUCCAUUUCUUUUGACCGAAUGAAAUGAAAUGCUGAAAUGUUAUUUUUAUGAUGAUGAUGAUGAUGAUGCAAUAUUUGGAUAUUUGGAAGGGAAACCCUUUAUUGCGUUACUUGAGUGUGGUUCUGACUUUUGAAACUGUUAUUUUUACUUUUUCAUAAGUAAUUCCAAUAUUAGUUCCAAUGGACAAAUUCUUUUUUUCAAAACUCUUUGGAGAUUUUCGGACCGAAACGGGGCAUUCAGAAAAUCAUCGUACUAAUGCAAUGAAUGAUAAUGAUGGCAGUUCUCCUGGGGAACCUGAACAAGAUCCCUUUGAUAGAUUGUUUUCCGGUUCAUUUCAUAAUUUUGAUGCUGAAGUUUCUGACAUGUUCCAUGACAUGGAAACAAUGUUUCGCAAUGUGUUCUCUUCAUCAUUUGAGUCUAUAGGUUUCCACAACUGGAAUGAAAGAUUUCAUCCUGAUGAUGAUCCUAGGAAUUAUAUGUUUAAGAGCACUGAAGAAAAUUCAACGAAAAUCAUGCCUCCGGUACUUUUAAAAAUAAUUUUUGGUGCUCCUUUUAAUGAUGAUAGCUGUAAAGAUUCAGGUUUGGAGUAUUGGAGUGAAAGAUUUCCAACUGAAGAAAACCCUAUAAAUUACAUGCUUAAGAAUCCUGAGGAAAGUCAGCAUCCAACAAAAAUAAUGCCUAAGGUGUUUGAUGGACCACUUGAUGAUAGUUAUAAAGAUACAGAUAUUGAUGAUAGAGUUGCUGCAAAUGGAUUAUUUUCAAAAAGAAAUCUUCCUCCUUUGAAGUGGGAACAACCAGCAUCUUCUGCAUAUAAAUUUAAAAAAAUUGUUUCAAUCAAAACUGUUCAAACGCCAAAUGGGGUGAUAAAAGAACAACAAACAUUUUCAGACUCAAACGGUAAAAAAGUGACAAAAAUUACUCGUUCCAUUGGAGACCAGACUCAUGAAAUUAUAAACCACAGUGAUAAAAAUGGCUUAAAAGAAAAAGAGGAAAAUUUCUUCAAUUUGGAUGAAAAUACUCUAUCAGACUUUGAAAAGAGAUGGCAAAAUUUGAAAAUUGAGAGUCAAAAACUACCAUUUACUAAUUCUGAAAGAGAAAAGGAUGAAUUGCAAAGUGUUACUGAGAAACCUUUAGCACCAACCGGUGAUUCAAAAUAUUUAUCCUUGUUUAAAAAAUAUUUUGGACGUUCCAUUUAAGGAAAUAAAGCAAAACUUAUUCUAGAAUAUUAAGCCAAUGUAUUAUGUACAUUUUUAGUUGUGGAUUUUAUUUGUUUUGAGUGUGUGAAUAAUUUAUGUCAACUCUAGUUUCCUUCAAUAAAAAAUCUGCUCACCAAAGUAAA
This is a messenger RNA of Uloborus diversus, 1379 nucleotides long. RefSeq lists its product as uncharacterized. The record is from RefSeq and is a predicted model, not a curated record. Bases 220 to 1236 code for a protein of 338 amino acids. Lineage: Eukaryota; Metazoa; Arthropoda; Arachnida; Araneae; Uloboridae. The transcript has 9 exons.